Messenger RNA from Dichotomopilus funicola, 597 nucleotides. Its product is annotated as pyruvate kinase-like protein. Gene Ontology annotation, molecular function: pyridoxal phosphate binding; catalytic activity; molybdenum ion binding. NCBI's taxonomy places the organism in Eukaryota, Fungi, Ascomycota, Sordariomycetes, Sordariales, Chaetomiaceae. The record is from RefSeq and is a predicted model, not a curated record. The transcript is spliced from 2 exons. The coding region runs from base 1 to 597 and encodes 198 amino acids.
AUGUCUGUCCAUGCUCUCGCCCUCUCGGCCAACCAUGAAUUCACCAAACCCCUCGUCCCCGAGAUAACCCUCCUUACCGGGCUCGGCGUCGAAGGCGACUGCCACCUGGGAGCUACCGUCCAACACCGCAGCCGCCUACACAUCAGCCCCCCGCCCCCCAACCUCCGCCAAGUCCACCUCAUCCCCAAAGAAAUCCUCGAUCAAGUCGACCUCCAACCCGGCCAAAUCGGCGAAAACAUCGCCACCCUCGGCAUCGACCUCCUGUCCCUGGGCAAAGGCACCAAACUGCAUUUCCUCCCGGCUCCAGACCCCUCUACCACCUCCCCUACAGGGGUAUACAAAGACGAAAGCCAAGAAGCAAACCACCCAAUCGUAACCAUCCAAGGCCUGCGCAACCCCUGUCCGCAAAUAGACAAGUUCCGGCCCGGGCUGAAGGAGCGGUUUGUGGUGCGGGAUGAGGAGAGGAAGAUCGUGGGGAGACGGGCGGGGGUGAUGGGGACGGUGGAACGGGGUGGGAAGGUGGUGGUGGGGAUGAGGGUUGUUGUGGAAGAGGUUGGGGAGGAGGAGGGGGGGUUUGUGGAGUUGGGGUGUGUUUAG